UGCUAAACUUUCUCUCUCUAAUUCUUCAGAGUGUGUAUCGUUUUCUUUGGAAGGAAGUUCUUUUCUCGUGAAGUUGCAUGUGAAGCUCGGUGAGAGAGAUCCGGUCUGUUUUAUUUGUGAUCGAAACGGGUCAUUUCGCUUUUUCUGAUUUCAGAAUGAGAAAAAUCGGUGUUACUUGUAACAUUCUGCACAGGAAAUGGGGUGUCAUAGUGUGAAAAAAAAAGCUUGGUUUUCUGUUGAUGGGGUAUCUUUGAUUGCUGAAGAAAAAAAAAAGAAGAAAAUAUUAGUGGGGAUGUAAUUUCUUGGAGCUGAGGGAAUCUCUUGUUUUGUAAAGGCCAUAAAUUGGAAGAUUUGGGAGGGCCUUUGCAAUAAAAGAUGCGAUACACUUUGAUCUUUUUCCAUAUUUCACAAGAGAUUCAGAUAUUGGACACAUAAAAAAACGUUUCUGAUCAUGACCAAGGCUGUUCGAGAUAGAAUUCUAAAGGAAGCCAAUGGUGAUAUCAGUGAUCAUCUACGCAACCAUAUCCAUUUGACAAAUUGCAUUCACUUGAAGAACCACAUGCAUAAGCAGAGCCCCAUAUUGACGGACAGAUCGCUUAUGAGGGACCUCAUUGUCCUUCAGAGAUCACGGUCUCUCCGGGACCCUUCUGCAAGUCCUCCAUCGUGGCAUUCGCCUUCGAUUCUCGAUCUGCUCCCUAAGAAAGGCGAAAAUGAUCCCUUUGUUAGGGAGGGAAGGAGGUCGGUAGGCGUUGAACGUCGAAGGGAAGGUAGGAGGCUGUCGGGGAAUUCUCCGCCUUUAGUGAGUAUGAUGAAAUCAAAAGUUGCUCCCGGUGAGAUUGCUGAGGGCAAUGAUGGGAUGGUGGCGAUAAGUAGUAGCAAGAAUGGAGCUAGGGAUGGUAGAAGAGCUAAGAGAGAAGAGUCUAGUCGGAAGAGUAAUAGGGUUGAUGUUUCCGUUAACAAUGAGGAGCGUCCAGUAGAUCACGAUCACCGCAGGGAUGUGUCUAAUGAUGCUGUUUCUGGGAGCUCUCUGUCUAAAAGUAGGAAGGGUAAACAAAAGGGGAAGCAGCAUUUUCAAGAUGUUCCAAUGAAGGAUGUGUCUAAUGAUGCUGUUUCUGGGAGCUCUCUGUCUAAAAGUAGGAAGGGUAAACAAAAGGGGAAGCAGCAUAUUCAAGAUGUUCCAAUGAAGACCCUUUCGGAACAGUUGAAUGAUGUUCGGAUGGAUAGUGACGGUGUGGCUUCUUCAAACAUCCAUAGGCAUGGAAGACAAGCUCGGCAGGAGAAAACUGCUGAUGAACCAGAAGACGGUAUCCAGGGUUACUGUAGUGGAUUGAAUAGGGCAAAAAGACGGAAGUUUCGAGGUACAAGAAGACGUCGUGCUGCUGCUGUGGGCUCUAGAGAUAUAAAUGUUCAGAAUGAAUUGUCUGUAGCCUCUAAUACUCUCGGUCAAGGUUCAGGGCACCCCAAGUACCACAUGGAAGGAGAGGAAGAGUAUGAUGAGCAAAACGUCACAAGGGCUCCUGGAAAUGGAUGUGGUAUUCCGUGGAAUUGGUCAAGAAUUCAUCACAGAGGCAAAACAUUUCUUGACAUGGCUGGAAGGAGUUUUUCCUGUGGUUUGUCCGAUUCAAGAUUAAAGAAAGGGGGUCCUUCUGGCCAUGGGAGAGAUAUUGCUGAGAUGCCCGUGGCAUCGGCGAACUCAAGCUCGUCUUCUAAGUCAAAUGCUGAGGCAUUGCCUCUAUUAGUUGAUGCAUCUGGAUCACAGGAAAGCACUGAAAAUGGUGGGUGGGUGCGUCGCUAUUCUGGUGAACUUGGUAUUUAUGCUGAUAAUUUAUUUAAGCAUGAUGUUGAUUCUGACCUUGCUUCUGAAGCUAGAUCAGGUGAGCAACGUAAGUUGAGAGGGCGGUCUCGAAGUAGGCAUCAAAACCUGACACAAAAGUACAUGCCAAGAACCUUCAGAGAUCUGGUGGGGCAGAAUUUGGUGGCUCAAGCUCUCUCAAAUGCUGUCAUAAGAAAGAAAGUAGGAUUUCUUUAUGUCUUUUAUGGUCCGCAUGGCACCGGGAAAACUUCAUGUGCUCGAAUAUUUGCUAGAGCUUUAAAUUGCCAGUCUCUGGAACACCCUAAACCUUGCGGGUUUUGCAAUUCUUGCAUAGCCCAUGAUAUGGGAAAGAGCAGAAAUAUAAGGGAAGUUGGCCCUGUAAGUAAUUUCGACUUUGAGAGAAUUAUGGACCUACUUGACAAUAUGAUUAUUUCCCAGCUUCCAUCACAUUACAGAGUAUUCAUAUUUGAUGACUGCGAUACGUUAUCCCCUGAAUGUUGGAGCGCCAUAUCAAAGGUUAUUGAUCGAGCACCUAGACGAGUGGUUUUUGUCCUCGUCUGUUCGAGCCUUGAAGUUGGGCUCAUCUCCGAUGAAAAAUUGGUAGAUCUUCUUGAUUUAGCAUUAUCUGCAGAUACCGUCAACACUGUGAAGAAUUUGAGGGUCAUAAUGGAAACCGGUGUUGAGCCAUUAGGCUUGAUGUCACAACUUGCUACAAUCAUUACGGAUCUACUUGCUGGUAGUUAUGAUUAUACAAGAGAAAGGCCUAGAAGAAAGUUCUUUCGGCACCAUCCAUUGUCCAAAGAAGAUAUGGAGAAACUGCGACAAGCUCUUAAAACUUUAUCCGAAGCUGAGAAACAGUUGAGGACCUCUAAUGAUAAGCUAACAUGGCUAACAGCUGCAUUGCUCCAACUCGCACCUGAUCAACAGUAUAUGCUGCCUAGUUCUUCUGCUGACACUAGUUUUAACCAAAGUCCCUUGGCCUUAAAUAAUGCGGGUGGGAGAAAUGCAGUCAGGAAAGCCGGUGAGCAAGAUCAUACGACAAAUAGCGAGAGAGGUUUAUCAGCAAACACUAGACAAGCAGGAACAUCGGAUUUAUAUAACAAUGCUCUCAUGAAGGAUAAUAGCUUAGAUAGAAAAAGACAUACUGGUGCUUCUAUGGCUCCCCAACAGACAUCUGCUCGCUCUGCUGAUACGGUUAGAGUAAAUGGGAAUCAGGUUUCUGGGAAAAGCCGUAAAGGGAUCGAAGAAAUUUGGUUGGAGGUGCUUGACAAAAUCCAAUAUAUUGGUAUUAAAGAAUUCUUGUAUCAAGAAGGAAAGUUGAUCUCCGUCAGCUUUGGUGCUGCUCCAACUGUGCAGCUAAUGUUUAGUUCACAUCUGACUAAAUCUACUGCCGAAAAAUUUAGAGGCCACAUAUUACAGGCAUUUCAGUCAGUUCUAGGGUCCCCAGUGACAAUUGAAAUUAGAUGUGAAUCAAAAAAAGACUCCAAAGCAGCGGUGCAUGUGCCUCUUAUGUUACCAGCUUCAAAGGACGGUUCAGCUCAGAUUAGAAAUGCAAAUGGAAUCAGCAGUGAAGCUCAGCUCUUGCCUUCCAACAGUUGUGAAAGGGGUAAGAGUGAAAUUGUGGAAAUAGAAGCUUCUCCGAGGCAAAUGAAGGGUGGUGAGCGCAUUGAUAACCAGGAAGAAUCUGGUAAAAGAGGUUCAAAAGCUACAUUGGGAGUUGAGGCAGCACCUUCCAAUAAAAAAUCAGCUACUGCUUCACUAGCAGAAAAACAGAAACUUGGUGAACAAAAUCAGUGUCAGAGCAUUGUCAGGAGCAAAGUCUCCCUUGCCCAUGUAAUUCAACAGUCCGAAGGGUGUUCGCAGCAUAUAGGAUGGUCAAGACGCAAAGCAGUUUCUAUUGCUGAAAAGCUUGAACAGGAGAAUUUGAGACUGGAACCUCGAUCAAGAAGUUUGCUUUGCUGGAAAGCGUCUAGAGUAACUCGCAGAAAGCUUUCACGUUUGAAAAUUAGAGCAAGAAAACCGCGUUCGCUUUUGAAGCUCGUCUCCUGCGGGAGAUGUCUCUCUACCAAAUCCCCAAGGUAACACAAGGAAAAAUAACUUUUUCGGCUAGCUUUGAAGGGUUUGUACAACCUAAUUUGUAUUACUUGUAUUUAGUCAUUUUCCUUAAGUUUACUAGGUCAAAUUUAUCUGCCAAAUCCAAUUUUAUUGAAUAAAAGUAAGAAGAUG
Molecule: messenger RNA, 4039 nt
Organism: Morus notabilis
Lineage: Eukaryota; Viridiplantae; Streptophyta; Magnoliopsida; Rosales; Moraceae
Product: protein STICHEL-like 4
Exons: 8
Coding region: 452-3895 (1147 amino acids)
Biological process (GO): DNA repair; DNA-templated DNA replication
Cellular component (GO): DNA replication factor C complex; nucleus
Molecular function (GO): DNA binding; DNA clamp loader activity; ATP hydrolysis activity
Source: RefSeq, a predicted model, not a curated record